AUGGUGAAUCCUGACAGCUCGGACUCUGACGAGAAGUCCAAGGCAUCCGAGGAGCUCCCGAAGAAGGGAUCCACGGUCAAGCCCCCUGCGAGCAGUCCACCACAUGAGCGCCCCACCGAGCAGACCUCGGAGGGGACGUCUCCGCCCGCCGAGCUGGCGGACACCGGACAUGUCCGGUCCGGCCGGACGAACCCGCGCCACCGCCCGCAGCCAAUCGAAGGGCGCCACGUCACCCGUGCCCGCGCCCACUUCGCCGCCCGCCGUCGCAGCCCGCAGGGCCCACGGGAGGCCCUCCCGGCCCAGAUCCCGCGCCCCCGCGCGAGCCUCCACCUCCGCCCGUGCGCCGCCUGGGUUCGCUGCGCCUCGCCGCCAACGCUCGUCUCCGCCGCCGUCCGACGCCAUCGCCGGCGCUCCCCGCCGCCUCGUCGCCGUCCGCUGGUCGCCGGACCCGCGCCGCCCCUCGCCGCCUCUUCCACUCCCGCCGGCGCCGCGCCCCCGGGUCGCCGCCCGACGCCCUCGCCGACCGCCUCCGCGUCAAGCCCGUCCUCGAGCUCCGCCGGACAUGUCCGGUCCGGCCGGACGAACCCGCGCCGCCGCCCGCAGCCAAUCGGAGGGCGCCACGUCACCCGUGCCCGCGCCCACUUCGCCGCCCGCCGCCGCAGCCCGCAGGGCCCGCGGGAGGCCCUCCCAGCCCAGAUCCCGCGCCCCCCGCGCGCCUCCACCUCCGCCCGUUCGCCGCCUGGGUUCGCCGCGCCUCGCCGCCAACGCUCGUCUCCGCCGCCGUCCGAUGCCAUCGCCGGCGCUCCCCGCCGCCUCGUCGCCAUCCGCCGGUUGCCGGACCCGCGCCGCCCUCGCCGCCUCCUCCACUCCCGCCGGCGCCGCGCCCCCGGGUCGCCGCCCAACGCCCUCACCGACCGCCUCCGCGUCAAGCCCGUCCUCGAGCUCCGGCGAGCAGCUGCCUUGGUGUCCGUGCCCACCGAACCCUAG
Molecule: messenger RNA, 987 nt
Organism: Aegilops tauschii subsp. strangulata
Lineage: Eukaryota; Viridiplantae; Streptophyta; Magnoliopsida; Poales; Poaceae
Source: RefSeq, a predicted model, not a curated record